Molecule: messenger RNA, 1458 nt
Organism: Penicillium psychrosexuale
Lineage: Eukaryota; Fungi; Ascomycota; Eurotiomycetes; Eurotiales; Aspergillaceae
Exons: 2
Coding region: 1-1458 (485 amino acids)
Molecular function (GO): N-acetyltransferase activity
Source: RefSeq, a predicted model, not a curated record
AUGUCGCUCCCCACAAAGUUCAUGAGACUUGCAAGUCCCAAUGAAUGCCGUACAAUUAGUCGCGAAGAUGUCGGCUUCUACAACGCGCUCGUCAUAGGAGCAAUCUAUGAAAUUGCGAGUGAAAAUAUAGAUGUUCACUCCGCUCAGUCAUUUAUUGCACCUUUGAGACACUGCAUCGAGAACUUCCCAUACCUAAGCGUGGUCAUCAAGGCGAAGGAGACGGACAAGCCAACAUACGAAGCGGUUUCUAGUAUUGAUCUGCACGAUCACUUGUCUAUAAUUCACGAAGACGAAGCCAGAACUAAUGGCGAUACGGCAACAAUUCAAAAGAUCUUACCAGCCAUCCUUGACCGCCCAUGGCCUGCUGAUAUCCCACCUUGGCGAAUCGUGGUCCUCCCUUUGGUAUCGCCGCAAGACACAGUGACGCGAUGCUUUAUCGCCUUUGCCUUCUCCCAUGCUCUCGGGGACGGCAUGGUCGGGGUUGCAUUCCAUCGUACCUUUCUCGAUGUAUGGCGCCAGACUACUGGCAAGGAGGAGAAAGCCUCUUUCUUAGUGACUCCGCCAAGUCAAACGCUUCCGGCACCCUUUGACACACCCGAAAGGCUUCCUAUAUCUUGGAAAUUUCUUCUCGAGCCAUUGAUUGCAGUUUUCUUGCCGAAGUUUGUGGCCAACUUUCUUGGGCUCCGCGCAUCUGCCAGCACGCUAGAUGCCGGUACUUGGAUUGGGUCACCCAUGUUCUUCGAUCCGGCAGCCGCUCUCCAGAGCAGAGUAAGACUCCUCGAGAUUGAGGCUCCGCUAGUCCAAAAGGCCCUACAGUCUUCAAGAAGUCAUGACACCAAGCUCACGGCAACGAUGCACCAGAUGAUCGUCCGGGCGCUAAGCAGGGCCAUUCCUAGCCCUGACGUAACCAAUUUUGUCUCGGGGACGCCGGUUGACAUGCGAGCGUCUAUUGGGACGCCUGGUCUCACAUGGGGUCUUUUCGUGUCUGCCUAUUACGAGGCACAUCCACGGGCACCGAAUGUGACGGAGCCUCAUUUUUCCGAGGAGAUGUGGGCAGCCGCGAGCUCGAUGACGAAAAAUCUCGCUGCGUGCGGUGCGAGACUGCAAGAUCAAGCAAUCGGCCUAUUGAGAUACGUUCCCAGCAUCAGACAUUGGACAUUGAGUAAACUUGGACAGCAGCGGGACUCCUCGUACGAGCUGAGCAAUUUGCUUGCCUUCGAUAACUCGAGUGACGGGUCAGUCCAAAAGUGCAAGGUCGUCAAGAUGGUGUUCUCGCAGCCUGGAAAUGUUACUAGUGCCCCGCUUGUUUUCAACAUCAUCAGUGUCAAAGGGGGUAGCUUGAUGUGCACGGUGAGUUGGCAAGCUGGAGCCUUAGGUGUGCCAGUAGAGGAGGAAAUGUCACUGGUUGACCAUAUAUGUUCGUCAAUCCAAGCGGACUUUGAAGCUUUGAGGGAUUGA